AUGGAUCACCUUUCCAGAGUUCUUGUCUGCGUCUGGGCGUUGUUGCUCGGGGCCUUUGCAUCUCCAGCACCUCGUGAACCGACUGUCACCGUUAUCAAUGGCACUUAUGUUGGCCGUUAUCUGCCAGAUUGGGAUCAAGAUGCCUUCCUCGGAAUACCCUACGCCCAGUCUCCGGUAGGGCCGCUUCGUUUCAGAUGGCCACAGUCGCUAAAUACGUCCUGGUCGGGCGUCAGGAAUGCUACCGAAUAUGGAUACAGCUGCUUUCAGUACGGGAGUAACUUCAGCUUGUCUGAGGACUGCCUAACACUCAAUGUUGUCCGUCCAAGCGGCUACGACAACACUAAGCUCCCCGUUCUCGUCUGGAUAUACGGCGGUGGUCUAUCUUCAGGCUCAAGCGCUGACCCGCAAUACAACCUCUCGGGCAUCGUCCAUACCUCGCAAACAAUUGGUCGCCCCAUCGUCGCUGUGUCCAUUAAUUACCGCCUCGGAGUCUGGGGUUUCUUACAGUCGCCGCAGAUCCUCGCUGAAGGCAGCAGCAAUGCUGGACUUCUGGAUCAGCGCAUGGCUCUCCGCUGGAUCCACGAGAACAUCGCCGCAUUCGGAGGCGAUCCAAAGAGAGUCACCAUCUGGGGAGAGUCUGCGGGUGCCCAGUCGAUCGGUCUGCAUCUGACCUCCUACGGCGGAAGGAAUGACGACCUCUUCCAAGCUGCGAUCAUGGAGUCUGGCGGACCUGAAGGCACGGCACUUACGGACCUCGCAUUCUACGCAUCUCCGUUCGAGAACUUGACUCGCACCGUCAAUUGCUGGACUGCCACGGACAGGCUUGCCUGCCUGCGUGAUCUCUCAUCUGCCGAGCUCUAUGCCGCACACACAUCAGUGGUGUGGAAUCCCAUUGUGGACGGAGACUUCCUUCAGGACUAUCCGUCAACCUCCAUUGCCGAAGGAAAGUUCAUACAUGUUCCAUUGCUGAUCGGCGCCAACACGGACGAAGGUGUUAGUUUCAGCGUCAAGGGUCUCGACAACACAACUGCCGUCUUCCAGAGCCUCAUGACUUGGAGAUCAUAUGCACUCUCUCCGACUAGCAUCCGCAAGCUGUUGGAACUGUAUCCGAACGACCCAGAGAGCGAACCCCCUUAUCACAUCACAGCGAAUGAAACCUUUCCCCAGUUCGGGCUCCAGUGGCGGCGAUCGGCGGCAAUUGGAGGCGACCUUGUCAUGAUCGCGCAGCGUAGGAAGGUCUGCGAAGUCUUUACCAGCGCCGGUCAAGACGUCUACAGCUAUCGCUUCGAUACACCGGCAUGGAAUGCCAAGCCUACAGAUGGGAUCCCGCAUUUCGUGAAUGUCGCAUUCAGCUUCCAGAAUAUCAGUGGUAAUCUGGGAGCGCUACCGGAGUAUCAGAGCUACAGAGAUCUGAGCCUCGAUAUUGGAAAGGCAUACGUGAACUUUGUAUAUGAUCACAAUCCUAAUGGUAACUCGACAGGAGGAUUACCCUCUUGGCCGAAGUACAGUUUGCAAAAGCCGACAAACAUGGUGUUGAACAGCAAUGGGAGCUUUGUCGAAUCUGACACGUGGAGGAAAGACGGAAUCAAUUUUAUUAAUUCGAUCUGGAGGGAACUUCUGUCUUAG
Messenger RNA from Rasamsonia emersonii CBS 393.64, 1626 nucleotides. Its product is annotated as Carboxylesterase. The record is from RefSeq and is a predicted model, not a curated record. The coding region runs from base 1 to 1626 and encodes 541 amino acids. The transcript has 2 exons. NCBI's taxonomy places the organism in Eukaryota, Fungi, Ascomycota, Eurotiomycetes, Eurotiales, Trichocomaceae.